CUGGCCCCACCACAUCGGGAUCUACGGGAGACAAAAGCCAGAAGAUUCAGCUUCUGCCUGAAGGAGUGGAACAACCAUGGCCUCGAGGUAUUUCCAGGGCUCUUUUGUAGGUGUGCGAUCUGAAGGUGCCGUGUUCCAGCAGGAGUGGGGCAUGGGCACCCUGGUGUGCUGAGCCUGGGAGCCCCUCCGCAUGCUGUCCUUGGAGCUGUCACACUAAACCAGGCCUUCAGGCCUCAGUAAACCAACCCAGACCAGAGUAAGAAAAGGGGCCCCUUCAUGGCCAGCCAUGUAAGUAGAACUGGAGGGAACGGAGAGCUCAGCCAUGAAAAAAUCAUGAGGCCGCCAAGGCAGCCGUGCUUGGGGACGGGGAGCUGCUGAGCAGGACCCCAGGGAGGGAGGAAAUCAGGCCCCUGGGUUGUGCCUGGGGGUGCCCUGGCCAGCAGGGCCCCUCACCUCAGGGCCGGGGAGGGGUCAGAGGACCAAAAGGGACACCGGCAGCCUGGCAGGGGCUGGCCAACGGUGCAGUGGGGAGAUGCCCUCUCAGCCAUCAGGGCCCAGGGUGAGGGGGCUCUGGGAAGUGGGUGGACUUCAGGGAUUUUCCUCACCUGCAGUGAGGGUUGGAAUUGUGAUAGGCAGGCUGCAGUGCUGGGGCUGCCCGGCUCCGCUUUCCUGUUUCCAGGGCUCCAGGCCAGUGGAGGAGGGAGCUCUCCUCUCCCCACACACACCCACAGGCAGGCCAGCCUACACCACCAUCACGUUGCCCAGGCACCAGGCCUGGUGGUGUGCUGGUUGCUGUGGUAACGGGCAGCAUGCCUACAAGCACGCAGCCUGGGCUCCUGAUUCCUCACCUGUCUAGAUGGGGGGACCAUGUCCUUCCGCUGCUAGCCCCAGGGAGGCUGGCUGGGCCAGGCUGGCAAGGUUGGAAGUGGCGGGACCAGCAGGGUCCAGGGCAGCCACUCCCCUGGCACCUGGGGAAAGGAGGAUCCCUGAGAGUUCCAGGAUGGCUGUAGGGCUCCCACUUUGGGUGGGGCACCAACAGCUGAGGACAUCUCUGCUCCUGAUCCAGGUGUGCAGACUGCAGCCAGCUGCCCUCCAUGCAGGUGCUGGGGGCGCUGCCCACCUGAGUGGCAUCGCUGCCUGUCACAAAUAGGUGCCCCUCCUAGGUUGUGCACUGCUCAACAGAGCCUUGUUCAAGGGCACUGGUCACACACUAGAUGUCUACUCCACACCAGAACCUCCAGUGGGCCUGGGUCCUCCCACCCUCCCCAGGGUGCUGUCCCACGUGUGGCAGACGUGUCUGCUGUGUGGUCUGCUUGGCUGCACUCUGGGAGCCCCCCUGACCCUCCCCAACCUUGGAACCGACAGUGGAGGAGAGUGUGUGUCUGUGCCGUGUGUGGCCAUCUGUGGCAGCGGUAGGUACCAGGCCUGGGCAUGGGUAAGGCUGCUGGAGGAGACUCUAGUAUAAAUUUGCUCCUCCGGUGGGAGGGGCACCUAUUAGUGACAGGCAGCGAGAGGAGCAGGAGGGCUGAGGUCAGCAGGGACUCACCCACAGCUCUCUCCCUGAGCCCCAGGUGCCCAUUCCUUAGUGUCUUCUGGCACCUGGCCAGAUAGAAAGGAGUCCAGGCCUUACACACGCAUGUUCUUCAUUGGUGUCCACUCAAGGAAAGGAGGGCCCAGGAGGACAGGAGAGCAGCUGGAGGCUGUGGUUGGAAAUGCGCCGUGGCCUGGCUCCUGGUCCCGGGAAAGCCUGAGGGUCACACACAGUGAUGAGGAAGAAGAUACCAAGUCUGGCCCUGGUCCAGGAUGGGAAGCUCAGGUUCCCUUACUUGGCUCCCAGCCCCCAAGGAAGGUGCCGGUGACAGGCAGGCAGGGUGAAGCUGAGCAGACCCCUGCACCCCCUUCCAGGAUGACCCUCAGGCCAAGGGCAGAGGGGCACAGCUGGCCAGCCCCAGGCUGAAAGCGACAAGGUCAGGUGUGGCCAGCUUCUGGUCUCAUGCCCCCGUCAGAGUGCCAAGGGUGUUCUUGGCAGUGUGAGUCAGGCUUGUUCCCACAUGGGCCUCUGGACCAGAGUCUGUGAAGACCCUAACAUCAGCCCAGUUGCCCAGGGAAGCCUCACACGUGGUAGGCAAGUGCUCCGCCUCAGGACUACAGCCUCAGCCCUUUCUUUAAAGGCAGGGUCUUGCUAAGUUGCCUAGACUUGCGAUCCUCCCACUUCAGUCUCCUAAACAGCUGGGAUCACAGGAGGGCCCUGUGACCUAAGAGGCAGUUACAGGGUCCCCAGGGCCACCCUGCAAGUCUGCUGAAGGCUGCCUGAAUCAGGCGUCACCCUGAGCUCACUCAGAGGAGGGAGCAGCCUCCUGGGCUGCCCUCCAUUCAGCAUGCAGGAGCUGGCCAGGCCCUGGCCCUCUGGCUCCAGAGGUGAACUUUGCUUGACAGCACUUGCACACUAGGGCAUUGUUCCCAAACUGCGCCAUCCAUAGAAGACGAGCACGGCCAGCACUGGAGUCCACAGGCCACGUCUGCCUCGGUCAGUGGUCUCUACCCUGUUACUGCACCAACACCCACCCUGCUGCAUUCCCAGCCCAUAGCUCAGGGCCACACCCAGAGCAGGACCAGGCCCAAGCUACAGGGAAAGUAUGGCUGGAGGGGUGGCCGAAGGUUGCCAGUGGGGGCCUGCGUGCUGCCGGCAGUGGGAAUCAGAGAAGCAGUAACUGGAUCCUACGGAGGAUCUGGUGGUGCUGAGGGUGGAGGGCUGUGAUCGGGUUGCAGCCAGCGCACUGUGAGUUUUCCACUGGGUGGCUUUUUCUACCUUGGGAUAGAGUAGGGCUGGGCUGGGAGUCUGAGCUGUGGGGCUGGGGGUGCCCAAGGUGAGGGCAGGGAGGAGAGAGGCUGGAGGUGAGGCAGCCGCAGGUGAGGAAUAAGGACCAAGUGCUGGGCCCGCACAGCCACUCUGGGGAGCCGAGGUGGUCAGCACUGCUCUCGGGUCCUGCAGGACAUCAGGCAUGGCCAGUGCACUCCAGGAGGAGCUGAAAUCCAAGCUAGGGGUAAUGAAAGGCAGCCUCGGCUCCUAACCCACACCCCUCUGAUCCGCCCUCCACUGCCCACUGGACACGUGAGGGCUGCCUGGGUGGCAGAGGCCGCUGGUUAGAGGGCCAAAGAAGGCAGGAGGUCCAUGACGCCGGCUGGUCCCAGAGCACUCGAGUGCGAUUCCCAGGCUCCUGAGGGUCCUGGCUGGCUCUGAAGAUGCCGACCAACGGCCUGCACCAGGUGCUAAAGAUCCAGUUUGGCCUUGUCAAUGACACUGACCGCUACCUGACAGCCGAGAGCUUUGGCUUCAAGGUCAAUGCCUCAGCUCCCAGCCUCAAGAGGAAGCAGAUGUGGGGGCUGGAGUCUGACCCCAGGCAGGGCAUGGCUGUGCUGUUCCGCAGCAGCCACCUGGGCCGCUACCUGUCGGCGGAAGAGGAUGGCCGUGUGGCCUGCGAGGCAGAACAGCCCAGCCGCAACUGCCGCUUCUUGGUCCUGCCACAACCUGAUGGGCGCUGGGUGCUGCAGUCGGAGCCGCACGGCCGCUUCUUUGGUGGCACCGAGGACCGGUUAUCCUGCUUCGCCACGGCCAUCUCCCCAGCGGAGCUGUGGACGGUGCACCUGGCCAUCCACCCACAGGCCCACCUGCUGAGCGUCAGCCGGAGGCGCUAUGUGCACCUGUGCCCGCAGGAGGAUGAGAUGGCAGCAGAUGGGGACAUGCCAUGGGGUGUGGACGCUCUGCUCACUCUCAUCUUCCAAAGCCGGCGGUACUGCCUCAAGUCCUGUGACAGCCGCUACCUCCGCAGCGACGGCCGCUUGGUCUGGGAACCAGAGGCCCGUGCGUGCUACAUGCUGGAGUUCAAGGCAGGCAAACUGGCCUUCAAGGACUGCGACGGCCGCUACCUGGCACCCGUGGGGCCUGCAGGCACCCUCAAGGCCGGCCGAAACACGCGACCUGGCAAGGAUGAGCUUUUCCAUCUGGAGGAGAGUCACCCGCAGGUGGUGCUGGUGGCUGCCAACCACCGCUACGUUUCUGUGAGGCAAGGUAUCAACGUCUCAGCCAAUCAGGACGAACAGCAGGACCACGAGACCUUCCUGAUGCAAAUUGACCAGGAGACAAAGAAGUGCACCUUCUACUCCAACACCGGGGGCUACUGGACCCUGGUCACUCACGGUGGCAUUCAGGCCACAGCCACACAAGUCUCUGCCAACACCAUGUUCGAGGUGGAGUGGCGCGGACGACGGGUGGCACUCAAAGCCAGCAGUGGGCGCUAUGUUUGUAUGAAGAAGAACGGGCAGCUGGCGGCCAUCAGUGAUCUUGUGGGUGAAGAUGAGGAGUUCGUCCUCAAGCUUAUCAACAGGCCCAUCCUGGUGCUGCGUGGCCAGGAUGGCUUCGUGUGCCACCGGCGCGGCUCCAACCAGCUGGACACCAACCGCUCGGUGUACGACGUCUUCCACCUGAGCUUCAGCGACGGCGCCUAUCAGAUUCGAGGUGCGUGGGAGGGACCGUGGGCGGUGAGCCACGCGCACGGGAGCGGGCGCCUGGCCAUCCGAGCCCGAAGCGGAAAGUAUCUGCGCGGCGGGGCUUCAGGACUGCUGCGUGCCGACGCCGACAUGCCCACCGCGGAGGCGCUCUGGGAGUACUGAGGGCCAGGGGGCGAGGACCAGACACUCACAGGGCGCAGGGCCCGCCAGCCCCGCAUUAAACUUUGUCAGCGCAGGUUAUACUCUUGGCACUGCAGAGUGGUGAGGUGAACCCCUGGGACCCCCACCCCAGCACACACAGGCCUCCUGGCCUAGGCGUACAGCUCAUCCCUGAAACCGGAGCUCCCUACCCCGGCUGACCUGGGAAGCCCCUUCCAAGUCUGGGCGCUGUCCCCUCCUGCAGUCCUGCUGCCCAGGACAGGCACCACCCAGUGAGUGGUAGGGAUCCGGGGAUGGAAUGGGGCCGACUGAGCAAGCAGGAAGGGGCUACCGAACCUGGAUCCGGGGUGGGCAAGAGGGACUUUCCUUCUACGUGGGGACGAGGAAGGAGCAGCUCCUGGCUUCUCCAGAGGAGCGGCUGUGACACCAAGGGCCAAGUGUCCAGCAGGGUCCAGAAGCCCAGGCUGUCAGUGGCUUACAGUAUCCCCUAGUGUCAGCUAAGAGCGGUGCAGGCAGGGGCUGGUGAGGUGCCUGGCCAGCAGGUGGAGCCAGCCCGGAACCACGUGGCCGCUCCACUAGGGCUCCUAAGAGCAGGCGCCCCAGAGAAUAGCAACAGGGGCAGCACAGCCAGGCGCUCAACUCGGCUCCGGAGUCGUCAGUGCCAGCAGCGGGAAGCUGGUGGGCACUGUGGACCCUUGGGAGGUCUGCUGACUCCUCAGACCAGCUGGCACCUGCGGGUCUGGGAGUCGGCCCUACAAGGAGCCUAGGUCUCUCAGCCCUGGGAUCUUGCAGGCUGCAGUGGCCAGUGGGGGCCUGGGAGUUGCAGCAACCAGCAGCCUAAGACAGGGCACUUCCUCCAAGGUAGGUGGACACGGGCUCUGCCCACCCCAUGUGCUGUCCUAGCUUCUACAUGCUGCUUUGCUCAGAGGUGCUCUGAGCAAGAUAUGGGCAUGAGCACUGGGUAACAGCUGGAGCCAGAGGCUCCCCCUGGGAAGCGAUAGGAGUGGCCCCCAGUUGUGGACAGGGCCCUUAGGAGGAAGCCAUUGGGCUUGUUCUCCAGACCCUCAGCCCUGGACAGCGGGCAGCCAAGUAGCUGGGUGCUGCAAGGGGGACCCCUUAUCCAGAGCAUCUCGAGGGCCUUCUUCCCCAGGUGAGAGGGCUCUACCACGCGGGCACUGGGAGGGCAGCAGCCAUCAAGGGCCCCGUGGAGCCUGUGAGGGGGCCGGCUGCUGCCUGCCUGAAAGUAGGAAGGCGUAAAAGACAGCCAAGGCCUCGACUCAACCAAAAGG
Fukomys damarensis (Damara mole-rat) is the source of this 5957-nucleotide messenger RNA. RefSeq names its product fascin actin-bundling protein 2, retinal (gene Fscn2). The record is from RefSeq and is a predicted model, not a curated record. Gene Ontology annotation, molecular function: actin filament binding; protein-macromolecule adaptor activity. Gene Ontology annotation, biological process: cell migration; establishment or maintenance of cell polarity; actin filament bundle assembly. Lineage: Eukaryota; Metazoa; Chordata; Mammalia; Rodentia; Bathyergidae. The coding region runs from base 3244 to 4671 and encodes 475 amino acids. Gene Ontology annotation, cellular component: actin cytoskeleton; cytoplasm. The transcript has 5 exons.